This is a messenger RNA of Culex pipiens pallens (northern house mosquito), 3157 nucleotides long. RefSeq lists its product as uncharacterized. The record is from RefSeq and is a predicted model, not a curated record. Lineage: Eukaryota; Metazoa; Arthropoda; Insecta; Diptera; Culicidae. The transcript has 5 exons. The coding region runs from base 603 to 2384 and encodes 593 amino acids.
UAGGCGCAUUUACAUCAAAACAAACACCCCCAAUCGAUGGUGUCAGGGGGUUGAGGAGGUGGUUGGGUGGUGGAAGGUGGAUUGAGCUGUGUAUCGUCAUUUUCGUUUGGUGCAGCAAAAAACGCCCAUCAUUCGUUCGUGUUCCAUCGCCACUGGAGGGUUGGUAGUUGGAAAAUUUACACAGUGGUGCAGUUUUACUUCCAAAGUGGUGAAAACAGCAAAUUGAAGGCGUAAUACAGGAAAGAGGAUUGGUUAAACAUGACACAAAAUAUGUUUCCCCAUUUUGUUGAUUUUUUGUAAAAUUAUAACAUCCAUUUCUCCAACUCCGUACGCCCCCGCUGAUAUGACUUCCACUGCAGUUGUGGCACCAUCGAGCGCUUACCAAUUAUCACCACUAGAAGCAUUCACACUUAUAACCCUACGAUUUAAUUAUCUUCCGAUUCGUCAUCUGAACUAAGAGCGCAAUCGGUCUUAUCUGUGCACAAACAGUGUUUUAUAUAGGAUUUAUCCCCAGAAAAGCUGUAGUAUCACGAAGCGAGCUUUUAAAUCGAGUGUUGUGAGAAUCUCCCUGAAUCUCCCUUUAUCCAAGAAGCCACACCAAGAUGGAGAUCUCCCGGGAAGACUGGAUCGACCGAGCCCAAGAAAACAUGAAAAAGUUCCUGAACCGAGGCGGCAGCUGUCGGGGAGAUGAACCCCAGCUGCUGCAGGGGACCAGCCUGGAGAACACACUCGGUUAUGGCCUGUCCCUAACGAUGAAGGACCCGAACCAGUGGACAGACGAAGAGCUACAGCUCGAGUACAUGGAACAGUUGUGCUUUUACGAUGAGGAAUCGAAGAAAGUGAUUGACAAGCUGGUACAGCAGAUGUACAGCGGAAUUCACGCAAGUGUGCCGUGCAGGUUGACGAUCGUUCCGAUCGAGCUGUUUGCCGAGGGAAAGCUGUACGAGGUGCCGCUGUUUCGGUUCCAGUUUCAGCAAUCGACGGAAACGGCUCCCAAGUAUAUCGAUUCUAUUGGACGGGUGUAUCAGGACUUUGAGGAUUUCCUGAAGAACAACAAGUAUCCCUCGGCCGAGAUGAUGUACCCGAAGGAGGGUAAGCUGGUGCCGACCAAUUUGAAGAACGUGGAGUAUGACAUCGGGAAGACGCCCGCUUGGAAGAACUACUACUUUAAGGCGUUGGACAUCGCUACCGGAAUCAUCGGAAUCGCCGGGGCAACGGGUGCGAUCUUUCUGUCCGGUGGUAUCGCUACGCCGUUCAUAGCGGCCAGCGUGGGGUCGGCGAUCUACGCGACGGGACGGUCUAUCGACGUGCUACGGGAUAAGAGUGCUCACCAGGAGUCGCUGAAUCCGCUGUGUGAUUCGGAGUCACGGACGGCGUGGCUUAGCCUGACGGCGCAUGUGCUCACGUUCGGAACGAUGCCGCACAUCUCGGCCCUCUCGGGGGUUGCUUCCACGAGCCAUAGUAUCGCGACCGGGUUCAAGGUGUGCAACUUUAUCAAUGAAACUGGUAACAUUAUCAGCGAUCUGGUAAUAUGCGACACCCUGUCGGCGAUGCAUUCCAACUUUUACAACGCAAGUAUCGAGACGAGGUUGGCCCACGCUGCUUCCAUCUGCUUCUGGACCAAAACGGUUAUCAGCAUCCGACAGGCGGAACUGAUGAUGAAGAACAACGCAAUCGUGGCGCUCAAGUUGUUUGGAUUCGAGGACCAUUUCUGCGAGUACUUUAACAACGACUCGCGCGCAAUCGACAUCGGGCUGCGGAUCGUGAAGCACUCGCUGCAGAGCAACGUGGUCAUCGCGUCGGAUCGAACCGACACCAAGGCGAUCACGAUCGACGGGCUGAAGUUCUGUAUCGAAACGUUGCUCAGGUUGGAACCGGAAGAGGUGGAGAGGUUGUUCGACAUUUUGCAGGCCGUUUCCAGCGAAGAAGAUCGACAGGCGUUCAACGAGUUGAGACUGCUGUGCGACAGUGACGUCGAUCUAGUUCGGCUGAUCGCGGCCGAAGCCGAACGGGAACAACUUCCGGCCAGCGAACUGACCGAGAUGUUGCUCAAGGUGUACGGUACGAUGAAGGUUCAGGACCAGUUUAAAAUGAGCCUCAACCAAACGGACGGACUGUGCGUCGGCAAUGGGCUCAAGCUGAGCAUCAAAACGGCGUUCAUCAUUUUCGCUUCCAAGGAGGAACACCAGGGCGUAGCGCCGCUGAUAGAUGCUGUACUAGAGCUUCCACCGGAGCAGUGCGAAGCACUGACCAAGAUAAUCAAAACGAAACCAGAAUACAUAUCAAUUUUUAAGCUGAAAUCCAGCGACGACAGCAACAGUAGAGAGGACAUUAGCAGCAGAGUUAGAAACGAAAUUUCGAAGGCCUUAACAGAAGAACAUUAAGUUUUUAAAUUUUUCUCGAUUAUUAAAUGGUAGCGAAGAAUUUAAAGAAAAACGCAGGACAAGAGUGAAAUCUAGCCAAAUUUUUUAGGGAAGCGUAGUGAAACUAUAGACACAAGCAUAGCAAUGAAAAGAUUUUAAUGCACCGCGAGCCAGUUUUUUAGGGCGGGAGAAACUCCCACAUAAACACGCACAUACGAAUAAUUUGUGUAUCAGUAGUGACAACAAAAAAACAACAAUGUAAACGAAACAACAAACAUGUACUAGAAACAACAAAACAUUUUGUAAAACAAUUCAAGUGAUGACGCUUUAACGUUUUAAACUAACAAAAAAGUAACAAAGAAAAAAAACUACAAAAAAAAACAUCAAGAGACUAACCUGCACCUGUUUAGAUGAACUUAGAGUAACAAAUCCAACACCAAAAAAAAAACUAAACAACUAGUAGAUCACGUCGUUAGUGGAAAGAUUAGCUUGUAGUGACGAUGCUCAUUGAUUGAUGUUAGAGAGAAAAGAAACAAAACAAAAAAACAACCAGAACAGAAAGAAGCUUGCUAACGGCGAACAAACCAACAAACAAACCAAACAGAUCAAACCAAACAAAUUCGGCAACAGAGAGCAGACAUAAAAAAACAAAAAAAAAAAACUUGUUACAAAUUUAUUUUACAUAUUUAUACGAUGCAAAGAGAAGAGACACUCUGUUACGAAUGAUUUAUUUUUGACAAAUAUAUAUCUGAAACUAUACUGUUGGACGGCACCAAGCUCUGGCAAUAAGGAAA